AUGGACUUAGCAGGGCGACCAGUUGUUCAACAAAUUAGUAUCGGGGGAAUUUCGGGCUGGUAUGUAGAUUGCAGCUGAACGUCGAUACUUGAUUGCGUUUCAUGUGAUUCUUUAGAUUCUCAUGGACAAAUUGUUUCAUGUAAAGAAUACUGAGCGUGACUGACUUAAUGGCCUCAUUCUAAAAUGAUUUCUCAGAAAAAGAGGCACAUUUACUCAUUAUGUCGAAUUAAGAUAGCACCUCCAUUCCCUGUAUUGGAAAACUGAUGUAGUAAUAAGCUUAAUCAGCAUCGUAGAAAGAAGGGUUUGAGUACAGUAACAAGAGAGAACAUUUCAUUAUUGUGCUUUGUAAUUUCCUUUAUUUGUGUUCUUUGUUAAGCUCCUGAUUAAGGAAGACUCUAAUAUGUGAAUAGAAGCUUUUGAAUUGUUACGUUUAAGAGCUGGUCAUUGGCUCAAAGAGUGAUUGCAUUGCUGUCAUUGCAGGUUUGCUGGGUAUGUGUGUAAAAGAGUUGGUAAACUAACCCUAUCUGCCAUUGGAGGAGGAAUACUUCUAAUACAGGUUUGCAAACUACUUUCAUUGACAGAAUUUGGAGAGCUGGUUUACUAACUUUUAGCACAUGCACUUUCCUGAACAAAUUUCAGCAACUUAAAACAUAGAAACAGCUUAGACGAAACACUGACAAAACAGCCAAAUACAACAGAAUGUCCUUACUUCACCAAAGAAUCAAAAGUGAUCUGUCAUAACUGACUCACACUUUUAGAGUCAUACAGCCAAUUGUAUUAUAACUAAAACACUACAAGCAGGCUGCUUGGUCCAAGACCUAUCAUUGAUUUCACUGGUAAACCCACAGUUAUUUUAUAAAAGCAAUGGACUGCACUUUAUAUCAGUCUACCAGCAUAUCAACUCAAUUUGGAUCUUGGUAAAACACUAAAAAAGAUUUUUGAACUACUUAUCCACAGAUUGUGAUUUACAGACUUUUCUCAUGUUCUCAAACAUCCUGUGUAAGCCAUUACACCAGUAAACAGAAUCUGAGGUCUAUUGCUUAAUAAAACCUCAGAAGAACUGACCAAUCAGUUUUCAGGAACCAGAUUUAUAAAAUAUCCCUAACAACUCAUCACUUGACUCUGGAAAUAAUUUCUAUUUUGGUUGUCAAAACUCAGUCAAAACUCCUCUUUAUAGCAACUCUGCUGGAAUGAUCAAACUUCACAAUCAAUUUAUUAUCUUAACUCUUUAACUCUCAGAUCAAAUUUGUAAUUCUCCUUGCUGUCAAUCAUACAAUUCUUACAUUUGUUAGUUCAGAGAAUUUAGUAUUGGAUCUACUAAUUAUCCCCAAAUUGAUAUUUUGAUGGUAAGGGGAAAUUCUCUCUUGGUCACUUAUAGGAGUUAAAGGGUUAAGUGUAAUCACACAAUAUUCACCAGCAGUUCAGCUAUGAUAAAAAUUAACUUUUUCUUUUUGCCUUCUCAGGUUGCUCACAGAACUGGUUACAUCAACAUUAACUGGAAGAGAAUGGAAAAGGAUGUAGAUAAAAUUACUACAAAGGUUAAAAAGGAAGUAAAAAAGAUGAAACAAAAUGAGGAAGAAAUUGAAAAGGGAGUUAUUGCUCUCGCAAACAGGGUAUGAAACAAAUCCUAAAGUUGAAAUUUUAUUUAUUUGGAACUUAAUUUUUUAUGGUUGGUGUUUUCAAUUUUUUUCUGCAUUUGACAAUUAGAUCAAUUCUCUAUAGCCCUUUGGUGAACUCUACCUAAUAAUAUGACAGCAAAACUGUUUAAAAAUUUGUGAUAGUCUUAUGAAUGCAUCAGUAUUCAAAGGGAAGGUUAAGAGAGGUGAUAAAAAUAUUGGAUGAGCCUUAACCCUUUAACUCCCAUGAGUGACGAAGCCAGAAUUUCUCCUUACAAUAUCAAUACAAUAUCAGUCAGAUAAGUGCUUAAAUUCUUAAACAAAUGGUUCUCAUUAUUCAAACUAUUUUUCUUUUCAGGGCUACAGAUAUGUAAAACGGAAUACAGCUGCAGCAACAGGCUUUGCUGGUGGUUUUCUCCUUGGCUUGACUUUAUAAUUAGUGGUACUCAAAACAAAGGCUUGUGUUAAACAUGAAAUUAUUCUCUACAGCUUGAACGUCAAACUAGUAUAUCACUGUCCUUAGUCAUUGUGCAUGAACAGUGCAUAAAUUAACUGAAACAGUAUUUUGGUUGAAGUAACUUAAAAAUAAUUUUUUAAAAUAUUAUUAAUGACUUUUUCAUAAAUUCUUGAAAACUCUUGUCCAACUUCAGGUAAAAACUGUUAACCCUUUCACCCCUGAGAGUGAUAAGCAUCUAAUGUCUUCUACCAGUAUCACCCCUAAAUCAAACAUUAAGGUCAUGAGAAUAAAGGAAAUGAUCGCAAGGUCAAGAAGCUAUUGAUUAUUAAGCAAAUUCUCCUUGUCAGGACAGUGGAAAACAUAUAGAGAACAGUGUGGAGACCUUGAGAACUGACAUUUAGUGAAAUGGGUUAAGGAACAGUAAAGGAUUUUUAAGUACACAGCAUAAAAUAUGACCUGUGUAUGUAGAAAUUUUAUUUUAUUAUGAUAUCACAAACUGCUUAAAUUAUUCAAUAAAGUUACUGUCUUCAAGUCAGCUGCAAUGUGCAUAAACAGACUUCAAAAACUUCUGUAAGUCAACCCUUAUCUGCUGAUUUUUUUGAAUGACUGACAGUGCAGAGAUCAACUUAUUUCAACCUAUGUAGGAGUCUCACUUGCUCACUCUUGCUCUUUAGGUGAAGUCCUUUGCUACCUCUCUUUGUUCAUUACCUUUUGCUGCUCAAGUUCCUGUCUGAAGCCUAAGUACAGUUCAGUGUUUAUGGCUGAAAUCUUUUGGCAGCAUUUCUUCAUGUUGUUAAUCACAUGUUGGCACCUGCCCUCUUGAUAAUUAAAUUCUUGGUG
This is a messenger RNA of Pocillopora meandrina, 2913 nucleotides long. The record is from the annotation of a GenBank genome assembly. NCBI's taxonomy places the organism in Eukaryota, Metazoa, Cnidaria, Anthozoa, Scleractinia, Pocilloporidae.